This is a messenger RNA of Microthlaspi erraticum, 327 nucleotides long. Lineage: Eukaryota; Viridiplantae; Streptophyta; Magnoliopsida; Brassicales; Brassicaceae. The record is from the annotation of a GenBank genome assembly.
AUGGGAGGUUCCAAUUCAAGUUCACACAUCCAUUGGUUGGACCUUCCAAGUUUCUCCUGCCCAACUGAUGCGAUCAUGGACAAGGAGGUUCAGGAAACACAGCUUUUGGCCGAGGAAGGAGAUGGAAUGGAGCAGCUUGUAGCUGAGGAAGGACUUGAAGCAGAGCAGCUUGUACCUGAGGAGAGUUUAGCCAUUCCAACUGGCCCAAUCACUCGUUCAAGAACUAAGGCACUAAACCAAGCAAUUGGCAAAGUCCUUAGCGCCUUGAACCAACAAGAAACCAAGCCAACUACUCUGGUUUGCUUGAAGGCCUUAACAAUGGGAUAA